Plodia interpunctella (Indianmeal moth) is the source of this 2621-nucleotide messenger RNA. RefSeq lists its product as uncharacterized. The transcript is spliced from 6 exons. The record is from RefSeq and is a predicted model, not a curated record. Gene Ontology annotation, biological process: proteolysis. Gene Ontology annotation, molecular function: dipeptidase activity; cysteine-type exopeptidase activity. NCBI's taxonomy places the organism in Eukaryota, Metazoa, Arthropoda, Insecta, Lepidoptera, Pyralidae. The coding region runs from base 360 to 1583 and encodes 407 amino acids.
UCCAUGUUUGUCAGUUUUGUUUUAUGUGAAAAAAUAAAGUAUGUGAUAUACGCUCAUUAAAUAUAUGGUUUUAUUGAUAGUAAGAAGGAACAUGGAGACUUCCACAAGUGUAUAUUAAUUAUGAGUUUAACACGAAGUACUUACUAAAUCCAUGGUAAUACCGUUAAAAAUGUGUCAAUGUUAAGUCAACUCUUGAAACUUUUGUGUCAAUGUCAACCAGUGCCGUCGCGUCAAUUCGUCUAUAUACAAUUAAGAAGAAAUUUAUUUUGGUUUGGUAUACCGGGGUUAUGUACUACUGCAUGAAAUAAAAGUAGGUAGGUACUUACUACUGAGAGUGAUUUUAUAAAUUGUAACAAGAAAUGAAAGCUCAGGAUAACAUGCCUUUACCCAAGUCGUGUGAUACAUUUGUCGUAAUGCCUAACCUUACAAAACAUGGCAAAGUGAUAUUUGGUAAGAAUUCGGACCGUCCACAGAACGAAGUACAAGAAGUCGUUUGUAUUGGGAGAGGCACUAGAGAUACAAAACUGAAGUGCACCUACAUAUCAAUUGAUGAGAGUCCAAAAAUUGUCAAUAGUGUAAUUUUGAGCAAACCUGCUUGGAUGUGGGGGGCUGAGAUGGGCAGCAAUGAUAAGAAUGUGGUGAUUGGCAAUGAAGCUGUGUGGACAAAUAAUAAUGAAGGGAAUGGAGAUGCUAGACAAAAACGCUUGCUAGGAAUGGAUCUUGUCAGAUUAGGUUUAGAGAGAGGAGACACAGCUUUGGAAGCCUUAGAAGUGAUAAUCACUCUCCUUGAAAAAUAUGGACAAGGUGGGCCAUGUUCUGAGUUUGAUGACAGCCUCAUCUACCAUAACUCUUUCUUAAUAGCAGAUCCUCUUGAAGCCUGGGUGUUAGAAACUAGUGGCACACUAUGGGCUGCAGAAAAAAUUGAAAAAGGUUACAGAAAUAUAUCUAAUGGUCUGACUAUUACUACAAAUAUAAAUAAACACUCUGAAAAUUUACAUGAAAAAGCGAAAGAUAUGGGUUUGUGGGAUGGACAGAGUGAAUUCAACUUUAAAAAAUGCUUUUCUGCCGGCGGUGACAUUGUGAGGCAACAGGAAGGGGUGAAGCUUUUGAAAGAACAUACUGCCAAAGCUACCUUUGAUGUACACAAUAUGUUUGCCAUAUUGAGGGAUAAAGAGAGUGGCAUCUGUCGAGCAUGUGACGACUCAUUCCCUACCCAAGGCAGCCAGGUGUCAGUGCUGUCCUCCACUGGGGUAAAUAUCCACUGGUUCACCGCGACACCGGAUCCCAGCGUAUCAUAUUUUAAACCCUUCAUAUUUACACCUGGAGUUCAAGUUUCCACAUACACAGCUAGCCCAGAUGAGCCACUACGAGAACAUCACUUAUACAAGCUUCAUUCAAAUUUUGUACUCGGAGGGAAUACAAAAAAUACAGUCCGGCUUCUACAAGACGAGGAAAAUCGUUUUCUUAAAGAUAUAGCAUUUUUUUACCAAGAUUUCAAGAAUAACCGAUUGCCGUUAGAUGAUUUUAAAGACUUAAUGAAAAAAGCAGUACAGGUAGAAAUUAACUUAUUAAGUCGAAGAUAAUUCACUUAAUUUUACUGAUAGGCUGAUUGUCUCAGUAUGGUUUUCUCUCUAUUUCGCUCACGCAGAAGUUGAGUAUAAAUUAGAUGAAAUAAUAAGAAAAGCUAGUCCUUCGGAGUUUCUAUAUAGUUCUAUAAAUAAAUAAUGUUAUAUUGUUAAUUAUGUUCACAUAUACUUUUAAAUAAUUCUUUAAAAAGAUAUUUAUCAAAGAAUAAACUUAAAUUGUGUAUAUAACAAUAUUUAAAAAGAUAGAGUUCCUGUAAUCUUUAAUAUUAUACUGUGAUCAUACGUGUAAGUAUUAAAUUAUGUUAUUUUGGAGGUGACCAUUCCAGCUUUUGUUUAACGAGAUUUAUGAUAAGUAUAUUAAUUACUAGCUGAUGCCUGCGACUUCGUUCGCGUGGCCGAAAAAUUUUUGGUAAGGAGUCAAAAUAAUUGUUAGAGAAAUUUAAUUGUACAAAUGUAAUGAUACCUAUACAUACAGAAGAUGCUAAUCAGACUGAAAAAGUAUACUUUCUAUAUUUUAGCGGAACUAUUAUGACUCUUCUUCAGGUGUUCCAGAUCUUCGAUUUUUAUACCUCAACAGAAAAUGCUCAUUAGACUGAACAACUUUUAUAAGAGCGUCAUUUCUGUUUCCUUUACCUGUACUAUCAUAGGUCUACAUCAGGUGUUCCAGAUCUUUGAUUUUUAUACCUCUACAGAAAAUGCUCAUCACAUUGAACAAUUUUUGUUAAGUCGUCAUUUCUAUAUUCCUAUAGUUUACCUGUACCAUCAUUGUUCUUCAUCAGGUGUUCAAUUUUAUGUUGUCCAGGCUUAAUAGCUAUAUAACAAAAAAGUUUCAUUCAAAUCCGUCCAGUAGUUCCGAAGAUUAUCGUAUACAAACAGAUAGAAUUUGAAAAUUUUUUUUCAAAUUCUUACUGUUUCUGGGACUCUAUAGACCAAUUUUAUAUUUAUGUAAAUUUAUUCAAUGUACAUGAUUUUUUUUACUGUUUUAUUAUAUGUAUUGAUGACAACUAUUAAUAAAUAAGACAUUUUAUGCUUAGA